Metarhizium album ARSEF 1941 is the source of this 1239-nucleotide messenger RNA. RefSeq lists its product as uncharacterized. The transcript is spliced from 2 exons. The record is from RefSeq and is a predicted model, not a curated record. Gene Ontology annotation, molecular function: mRNA binding; RNA 7-methylguanosine cap binding. Bases 1 to 1239 code for a protein of 412 amino acids. Gene Ontology annotation, cellular component: cytosol; nucleus. NCBI's taxonomy places the organism in Eukaryota, Fungi, Ascomycota, Sordariomycetes, Hypocreales, Clavicipitaceae.
AUGGAUCUCGAUAUCGAAAUGGGCGACGCUGCGCACGUCACGCAAGAACUGCCAGUAGACGAACUGCCACAGGCUGACGACAUCUUGGGAACGGCUGAAGCGCAGGAGCCCGGAGAGCUUGUGGAGGACGAGUCUGUCGACACUGGCGCUGGUAACCAGGAUGGGAACGAAGGCAAAACCCUAGUUCCUAACAAACUACAUAUUCGAGGCGUUGAUACCUUGCACACGGACGAUAUCAAGGCAUAUGUCAAGAGUCACUUUGGGCCGGUUGACAAGGUUGAAUGGAUUGACGAUUCUUCAGCAAACUUGGUGUUUGGCAACGAGGUUACAGCCCGAGAUGCCAUCAUGGCCUUGAGCGCAAUCGAGAUAGUCGACGUGACGGUUUUGCCGCCGGGAGAGACGCUGCCAGCGAAGCCGCUUGAUGGAAAACCAGAGUGUUCACUGCACAUUCGCGUCGCUGUCAGCAGCGACAAGAAACAGGCUGGAGCCGCAUUGCGCAGCAGAUACUAUCUCCUACACCCAGAGCAUGAUCCCGAAGAACGGCGCCGGAGGUUCAGAGAAAGCCGGACAAGAUAUAGAGAAAGGGAUAAUGAUUAUCGCGGAAAUGGCGGUCGACGAAGGCGCGACUCAGACGAUGAUGUCGAGACGUUUGAAGCUAGCAUGUAUGACGACAUUCCUCGCCCGAGUCGCUCGCAACAAGUCUCAGUCUCGGAGGUCAAUUCGACGCCUUCGUACGUCGCAGAGAACCGUGGAAAGGAGCUAUUCAUCAACAAAACUACCCGCCGCGACAGGUCGGCUUCUCCUCGGCGCGACCGCGACGGGAAUGCGCGGAUGGAUGAGCUGGAUGACUCCUCGUACAGAAACAAGGCGCAGGCCAGGUCUCUGAAAAACCGCAUCGUCGCUGAUAAUAGCAGCAAAGAGUUAUUCCCGUCCAGAACCAGUGGACCAGGUGGUCAACUGGAUCAACUCGAAGCUGCCAUUGGCUCUGCGAGGCUAGAAGACCAGGACCUGCCCAAAAUUGUCGACAUCUCUGAGGCCAAAUCCGGUAGCUCCAUCAACAUUCGAGGUCUCGCCAGCCAGAGAGCCGACGACAGGACUGGGUUUUCCAUUAAAGGGGCUGCUGCGGCGAGUGCCCGGGAGCUGUUUCCCGACAAGCUGGGCUCGAGCAACUCCGGCAGGGAGCUGCUGGAUCCCACCCGCUCAAAGCGAAGACAAAGGGCGCAAGAUCUUUUUUCCUAG